GGAGGAGGUGGGAGUGUCCAGCGGGGGCCUGGAGUGAGCAUUCCCGAUAGCCUGCACCCCCAAAAGGGACUGGUGUUUUGAACUGGAAGCUGGGAAAAUAUCUUAAGUGCGCCAGCCAAAGGAGGAGUACUUGUUCCUCAAGGGCGCACGGUCACUGCGGCUUUUCACUGCCAAUUUGUUUUUAGAGCGGGACUCUCGUCUGAGGUUUACUAAUCUCGGUCUUGGCCCCCAAACCUCUGGCCCUUUGGGGACAUAACAGGUGAGUUCUGCGCUCCGCUCGCGUCCCAAUUCUUGUGCUCCUGUUCACGCAGCGGCCUAGUCCCCGCAGCCUCGUCAUGUUUCCCUGGGGGCUGAGCUGCCUGUCGGUGCUUGGGGCGGCCGGCACCGCUCUCCUGUGCGCCGGCCUGCUGCUAUGCCUGGCCCAGUACCUCUGGACCCUCCGCUGGAAGUUGAGCCGGGACCGGACCUCUGCCCUGCCUCUGCCCAAGGGUUCCAUGGGCUGGCCCUUCUUCGGCGAAACGCUGCAUUGGUUGGUUCAGGGCUCGAGUUUCCACAGUUCCCGCCGGGAGCGCUACGGCACAGUGUUCAAGACCCACCUGCUGGGCAGGCCAGUGAUCCGCGUGAGCGGUGUGGAGAACGUGCGCACCAUCCUGCUGGGUGAGCACCGCCUGGUGCGCAGCCAGUGGCCGAAGAGCGCUCACAUCCUUCUAGGCUCCCACACACUUCUCAGUGCGGUUGGUGAGCCUCACCGGCGGCGGCGCAAGGUGCUGGCACGUGUGUUCAGCCGCACCGCACUGGAGCACUACGUGCCGCGCCUGCAGGAGGCGCUGCGGCGUGAGGUGCGCUCCUGGUGUUCUGCCCGCGGACCCGUAGCUGUCUACCAGGCUGCCAAGGCGCUCACCUUCCGCUUGGCUGCGCGCAUCCUGCUGGGUCUGCGGCUGGACGAGGUGCGGUGUGCCGAGCUGGCCCGGACCUUUGAGCAGCUGGUGGAAAACCUCUUCUCACUGCCCCUGGACGUGCCUUUCAGCGGUCUGCGCAAGGGCAUCCAGGCCAGAGACCAGUUGCACAAGUACCUGGAGGAGGCCAUUGCCGAGAAGCUUCAUGAAGAUACAGAGGCAGAGCCAAGAGAUGCCUUCAACCUGAUCAUUCACAGUGCUAGGGAGCUGGGUCAUGAACUGUCAGUGCAGGAGCUGAAGGAGUCCGUUGUGGAGCUCCUCUUCGCCGCCUUCUUCACUACGGCCAGUGCCAGCACGUCCCUCGUUCUGCUGCUACUGCAAAAUCCGGCGGCCAUCGCCAAGAUCCAGCAGGAGUUGGCAGUCCAAGGGCUGGAACGCGCGUGCAGUUGCACGCCUGGGGCCUCCGGGCCAGGGCCAGACUGUGGUUGCGAGCCUGACCUCAGUCUCGCGGUGCUGGGCCGUCUGCGCUACGUAGACUGCGUAGUCAAGGAGGUGCUGCGCCUCCUGCCGCCGGUGUCCGGGGGCUACCGCACAGCGCUGCGCACCUUUGAGCUGGACGGCUACCAGAUCCCCAAAGGCUGGAGCGUGAUGUACAGUAUCCGGGACACGCACGAGACCGCAGCUGUGUAUCGUAGCCCGCCGGAAGGCUUCGACCCGGAGCGCUUUAGCGCAGCGCGUGAAGAUGCUCCGGGCACCUCCGGCCGCUUUCAUUACAUCCCUUUCGGUGGCGGAGCGCGCAGCUGUCUCGGCCAGGAGCUGGCACAGGCAGUACUGCAGCUACUAGCUGUGGAGCUGGUGCGCACCGCUCGCUGGGAACUGGCCACGUCCGCCUUCCCGGCCAUGCAGACGGUGCCCAUCGUGCACCCGGUGGACGGGCUUCGGCUCCUCUUCCACCCGCUCGCGCCUCCGGCCUCAGGGAAUGAGCUACACCUCUGAGCGGCGGCGCUGCGAGACUUGGCUUGCCCAGUGGCUGCUGCGCGCCCUACAUCCCGCGCGCAUUCACCCGUCACUAAUUAGUUUAACAAACCUUCACCGAACGUGUCUCGGUGCUGGACUUUAGCGAGUAAGAAGUCAUGCCACCGCCAUCGAGUCAAAGCGCCGUAGAGAGUACGUGGAUCGCGGGCCCGCGGCGGGGGUUACCCAGAGACCAGGCGCACGUGGUGGGAACUACAAUACUUUCGAGGAAGCCAAAUCGCCGGGGGGCCAUUCCUGAAUUGAUUUGGGUCCUUGAGAAAAAACACCAAAAGGGAGCCCAACAGAAGGUAACGGGCCUCCGGUUUCAUGCGACUUGGUCUUUCUGCCCGUCUAAUCUCGCGGAAACUCUGAACUGGGUGCGCUUCCAGGUCCCUGAACAGCCCAACAUCACCGGAUUCUGCUGGAGACUUAUUAAAAGAAAAAUUCCUACUUCAAGAACGCAUUUAAUCUUCCCAGGGUAGAAUAGGCAUACCGAGAUGUCUCUAAAGAUGGUUCAUGGGAGAUUGAGACAUAAUCCCCUCAUGGGAGGCUGAGAUAUAAUCAGAGAGGUUUGGGAUAUUUGUACCCAAAACAGGAAGGCCAAGAAAUAAAAGUUCCUGCCAGCGGUUGAGCAAGGAGGCUAGGGCUUAGCUGAGCUCCUUGGUGGGAAGGCACCAGGUGGAGGGUGGGGGAGGCACAUAAAGGACCUACCUGAAGGACCCACCCCGGAGCAUGCAUAUUCAGAAGGUGGACAGCACCAAUCCUUCACUGGACGGGCUUCAUUUCUGAGCCUAGUUCUGGAGACGGCUUUGAAUUAUCUCCCCCAUAGCUAGCUGCAGAAAUCUCCUGGUUUACUACUUCAAUAUCCUCUCUGUUACAGAGGAUGAACUAAGGAGGAAAGAACCAAAGACUCCCCAAGGAGCCAGCAAUGGGUUUCUGAACUCCCCCACCAGUGCUUCCUCUACCCCAUCACUUAACCCCACUGCUUCACCCUCUGGGCUUAGCCCCUUUGGCUUUUCAUAGGAAUCCUUAGCACACUUCAACCUGCUACCCAUCUUCACACAGGCCUGGGCAGCUGAACAUGACUGGUGAGCUGGGGAAGUUGCCUCUCAGGCCAGAGCUGACCCCUUAAUGAACCAGAAGGAAGCCAGUGCCCUCCUGACCUUAUGCUUAAGGUGGAUCCUAGGGCCUGAAGGAAAGGGGGAACUCAGCAGGGGUGUGCAGGGUUGGCAGCUCCAAAGCAUAGCCGGCUCUUCCAAGAGGGGCUGACACUGCCAUAACCCCCAUACAGCGCAAUUCAUCACCCAUGGCUGGUCACAGGUCGGGCGCCAGACCCUGAGCUCAGCAGGCGCCAGAGGUAGCAAAGGUGGCAGGAUGCAGGUCUGCCCUUAGGGUGCUCUUGGAAACACUUAGGACAUCUGGGUCUGAGAAGCAUAUGUCUGGGUGAGGAGGCCAAAGGACCCCAGCUUCAGGAUUGAUUCUGAUUUAGGGAGAGUGUAGAAAUAUGAGGCGUAGCCUCUCAGAAACCAGGAUAGUCUAUCAGUUCCCAGAAACUUGGUUUACCUGCGCUUGGGUUUGAACUAAAUAAGCCAUAGGAGUGGCUCCAAAUUUACUCUAAUUUCUCGUUGUUAUGUUAAUAAUUUUAAGGAAUAAGGUUCCCUGA
Messenger RNA from Marmota flaviventris (yellow-bellied marmot), 3573 nucleotides. It is a transcript of the gene Cyp26c1, whose product is annotated as cytochrome P450 family 26 subfamily C member 1. Lineage: Eukaryota; Metazoa; Chordata; Mammalia; Rodentia; Sciuridae. Gene Ontology annotation, biological process: sterol metabolic process. Gene Ontology annotation, molecular function: monooxygenase activity; iron ion binding; heme binding. The record is from RefSeq and is a predicted model, not a curated record.